GCCGUACUUGUUGUGUCUGGUCUGAACCAUAGACAGUAAAACAGGGAAACUGUAGUCUACUAACGUUAGCCGUGCUAACUACUUUACAAGCUAACUAAAGAGAUGGCUGAAUAUUCUCACGUAAAGUCAACCAAACUCGUUUUGAAAGGUUUUAACAAAGGGAAAAAGAGAAAGCAUAAAGAUAAGAAGAGAAAAGCAGGAGAUGAAGAACAAAAAGCUGAUAUAAUUGCUGGUUGGUGGUCUGUCAGCUGCUUUGGGGAAAUCACUGGAACGGUUGCCAUAGAGAUGCAGAACAACGCUUACAUCCAUGCCCUGGAUAGCGGCCUCUUCACACUCGGUGCACCACACAAAGAUGAUGAAGGACCUGACCCUCCAGAACAGUUUACUGCCAUCAAGGUCUCAGACACAAGUACUGCCUCCUCCACUGUUUUUCUUUCUGUUCUGCCUCAGGGCAAAAUGGCUCUCCUGGCAGCAAAUAGCUGUUUCAUCUCCUACAGUGACAGUGGGGACAUCGUGGCCAAGAGCAAGACGGCAGGGGAUGGUGAGAUAGUGAAGAUCAGAUCCUGUGUGGAACGAGAGGUCAAGCGUAAAGAUGACAUUGCAGAAGAGGACCGGGGCAACGUGAAGUCUUGUGAGGUCAAUUAUGUGAAGAAGUUUCAGAGUUUUCAAGAUCGUCGGCUCAGGGUUAACGAGGAAGACUCGUCCACGCUGAAGAGAGCCAGAACUGAUGGGAAGUUUCACGAGGCUUUGCUUGACAGGAGAAGCAAAAUGAAAGCAGACCGGUAUUGCAAGUGAAGACUCAACUUUGUACAUUACUGCCAUGUCUUUGUAAAUGUCUUGAUUUUAUAGAUAGCCAUUUGAUCUGACAUUUAAUGUAGUUUUUUUUUUUUUAAAUAUAUAUUUUGAAUAAAAUGACAUGGUCAAGUCA
Messenger RNA from Perca fluviatilis (European perch), 928 nucleotides. RefSeq names its product FSHD region gene 1 (gene frg1). The record is from RefSeq and is a predicted model, not a curated record. Gene Ontology annotation, cellular component: striated muscle dense body; catalytic step 2 spliceosome; nucleolus. Bases 103 to 795 code for a protein of 230 amino acids. Lineage: Eukaryota; Metazoa; Chordata; Actinopteri; Perciformes; Percidae. The transcript is spliced from 8 exons. Gene Ontology annotation, molecular function: actin filament binding.